AUGGACGCAGCUGGCUACCACAGGACUACCAUGGCAGCAUGGUUAGGCCUCUCACACGACGACGCAGCGGGCUGGUCCCUGGUCGAUACGGGCCGGAUGGAUGACAUCGUGCAGGACAUGAGCCAUCCCGCCACACAGUACCCGUCUGUCCUCUCGUUCCUGGGCAAUGACAGUCGGGUGGCAGCCCUGCGUGCGCUCUUUCCCCAGAACAAUGUUACCCGACGAGGACCAGCUGGCCUGGUCCGGUUGCAUCUCAGUACCACGACCGCCAAUACCGAGCAUCCAGUGUGGUUCACCGAGAGCAGUUUCGCCCGCCCACCGACGAUUGACGGGUCCACCAUAGCGCCAUCCGCCGACCGUUCUCGACGGUACCCAGUUCGGCAAGGCCGGUUCGAAACGCCGUGCGACAUGAAAGACCACCUCCUCACGAGACUGGUGUUUCCGUGGACGCACGUAGCGUGCUUCUUUGUGGACGGAGAGAACGAGUUGAAGACCGUGACCAGCUGGUUGGCGGCAACCCACGAAGGUGUUCAUGCUAGCCCUUCGGAAAAACCAGGCCCGGUGCGAAUCAUAUUGAUCCUGACGGAGCCAACCGCGACCUACAACGCCGACCCGGUGGAGACGGAGUUGCCCGGUUCAGACGUCGCGGGCGAGGAACGACCGACACUAUCGGUCCUAGACCUGCGCGGUCGUCAUCAGUUGUCGCCCUCUGCCCUUUAUGCCCCACUACAGCGUCUCCUACUGGACGGGCUUCAGGACAGCCGGGCGGAGCUCAUACAGCAGGGGCUGCUCUUCUCCGCCGUUCAUCUCAAGUUCAUGUGGAAUAGGUGCCUUGGGCAAAGUCUUCUACACCCGGCUACCCGAAUCAAUUGUCUCUCCAUCGCUCGGGAACGGCUGCCAGUCCCGUUUGCGUUCCACGAUGGCCUCGCGGAGCUGCUCGGGGAGGCGUGCAAGAUCGGGUGUCCGAUCCACGACCUCCGUCAGUUUGUAGCGUCGGCUCUCCUGAUGGACGCCUACCCUCCAGGGAUGCAUCGUUUCCGACCCCAGCACGUCUUUGAUAGCUUGUAUCGGGAUCUUUGGCUGACGGCACCGGAACUGGGCGAAGGCCCAGACUGGGCCCAACAUGGUGACGCUAUUCGGGAUGCGUUCAUCGACAGUUUCGCCCAGAUGGGCCCCCUGAGAACCUCGCUCACAAUCCGGAAAGAGGCACUAAGGUGCUUCGGCGCACAGUGGCCCGGCCUCACGUUACCCACGAUGUGCCUGUUCUGUCUCGGCCGACCCGCGGAACACCAGCUGCCUUGUCGACAUGCGCUCUGCGAUACCUGCGUGGUCAUCUUUGGACGGCCGACCCGCGGAGCCGAAUAUCACCACGAUCUCUCGCACUGUCACCUGUGUCAGGGUGUGGUCGAACGCACGGUUCGGCAGUUACCACCGACCAAGCGGCCCGUCGUGCUCGCACUGGAUGGAGGCGGGAUCCGUGGCAUUAUCACCCUCGGCCUCCUGCAAGAGCUGGAGAGACGGCUCGCGGGCAGUAUCGUACUAUCCGACAUUCCUGAUCUGACGGCCGGCGUCAGCGUAGGUAGGUCAGCCCCGGAGAUCACCGUCGUCGCCGCUACGGCGGUCGUGCCGCCAAGUUGUGACUGA
Aspergillus melleus is the source of this 1644-nucleotide messenger RNA. RefSeq lists its product as uncharacterized. Lineage: Eukaryota; Fungi; Ascomycota; Eurotiomycetes; Eurotiales; Aspergillaceae. The record is from RefSeq and is a predicted model, not a curated record. The transcript has 2 exons. Bases 1 to 1644 code for a protein of 547 amino acids.